GUUUUUUCACUUCCCCGUUGGACGCGAGAUUUAUUACUGGCACUACUACAUGGGCCGAAUGUUGUCACCUGAAUCAUCAUCCUCGCGUGGAACGCGCAUAGUCCACCGUUCGAGACGCCACGUGCCGCAAAGAAAUGAACAGGGUGUGAAGCGAUAUCUCUUCGAUUUCUACACAAUUGCUGGCCUGGUAGAAGAUAUUGGCGCCGUGUAUCGGAACCUCAAUUUGAGACCUAUCUGGGCGAAGAGCAAUCUUAUGCUGCUGCUAGAUCCGUGCCUCACAGUGUUCGCCAAAGUGCCCUCCUCCAGAUCUGCCGUACUGAAUUUCACGGGCAUGCUGAUCCACGAAGCCACUCAUCUCUACUUCUCGAAGAAAGAAAAUACACACAUAAGUAAGAAAAUAAAAAUAAUUGAAAAUAGUUGAAU
Molecule: messenger RNA, 423 nt
Organism: Gongylonema pulchrum
Lineage: Eukaryota; Metazoa; Nematoda; Chromadorea; Rhabditida; Gongylonematidae
Source: the annotation of a GenBank genome assembly